Cyprinodon tularosa is the source of this 2735-nucleotide messenger RNA. RefSeq names its product tumor protein p53 inducible protein 13 (gene tp53i13). Gene Ontology annotation, cellular component: cytoplasm. Lineage: Eukaryota; Metazoa; Chordata; Actinopteri; Cyprinodontiformes; Cyprinodontidae. The coding region runs from base 351 to 1955 and encodes 534 amino acids. The record is from RefSeq and is a predicted model, not a curated record. The transcript is spliced from 9 exons.
UGCUAGCUUGUUUCGUCCCUCUGGGAUUUAUCAUGGAGGUGUUUACACUUUCCUGUUCUGCGCUUGUAAGUGUAGUUAAUUUGGUUCCUGUUAAGUUUACUCUGAAUUAGAAACAACCGAUGAAAGUUCAGUGAAGUAGGGAAACAGCGGAGCGACUGGAAGGAGCUGUUAGCUUCCCUUCUGCCGACAUUAACGGCUAACCUUUGUUAUAGCGCUCUGUUUGGGACAUGUCUGUUGGAGAUAAGGAAAGGUCCAAGGUUUAUUUUUUUAUUUGUUACUUUGUCAACCGCUCUUGUUGAAGGAGACAGAUGAAGGUGUAACCAGAUCAAGUUGAAUGAGCGGAGCUCAGCAUGCGGAGUCCAGCGAGCUGCCCGUCGCUGGCAGCGCUCCUGCUGGCGGCGCUGUGGCUCGCCUUGGGUCGGCUCUUUGCCUCCGGAUCUCUGGGACCGGGAUGUGACAACGGAAAGCUGCAUUUGGACAGAGACCUGCCUGCAGAUGCUGCUUCUUUCAGAUGUUCAACCACUUCCUGGUCGGAGUCUGUUCAGAGAUUUCCGAGUAUCGACACCCAGUAUGACCCAGAGCCCGCCAGGCCAGUAUGCAUGGAUAACCCCAUCCUCUACAACCACAGCAUUCCUAACAGCGGAGCGUUCAGGCCAGUCAUGGCAGAAAGUGGAGAGUACCUGUAUUGUCCUCCUCAGCGCUGGCUUAAUAAUUUACAUCACGGCGCCUUCGUCCUGCUCUACCAUCCCUGCUCGUCGCUCCGUGAGCGACGCCUCCUUUCCGGAUUGGCCCGCUCCUGUCUGCCGUUCCACAUCGUCACUCCUCACCCACAGCUGAGCAGAGACACGCCUGUAGCUCUGGUCUCCUGGGGUCGAACUUUAGAGCCGAGCACCGUGGCUUCUUCAGACGUGUGCGACUGGCUGCAGACGACACAGAGCCUUAAAAACGUUGAUGGCAGGACGCCGAGUGCGGUGUACAACCUCCUGUUGACCCGGUCAGCAGGCCUGCAGCGUCUGGAACCAUCAGCAGGAACCGAGGAUUCUGUGAGGCAGUGCUGCCAGCGGGUCAUUUCUGCUCUGCUGAGCGGAACCACCGGGGCAGAGCCUGCUAUGAAGCCGGGUUCCUGGAAACGGUUUAAAGAGGGAAGGAAAAACAGGGAAAUCCGAGCAGCAAUCGGAGAAAAGCAGAACCUCAUUAAUAGAGCUAAUGAAACGGCUAAUAACGCCGACCAGAUCGACAGAAUCGGUGCGGCUGAAGCGGCUCAGAAUCACAGCGGCUCCUCUGGAACAGCAUCACAUUCACUUCCAGGACUCUCGGAUCCAAACCGGACUCCUCCAUCUGAGGUCAGGAAGCAGCAGGCUUCCACAUCAGCGCCCACCUCUCGUCCUGGAUCUGAGAUCGAUUCCCCCCAACAUGAAGGUACAGACUCCGUCAGAGGCGGCGUGGAGGAGCGGAGCGACAGCGAGGGGCUCAGGGUUCAGGGCAAAACGAAGCAGAAAGAGGUGGUUGAUGUGGAAGAAAGGGAAGCAGAGCGGGCCCCGGCGCCCGGUGAUGAGCCCCCCCCUCACAGAAAUACUAAAUCUGGCUCAGCUUCUGAGUCCCAGGCGGAGACCCGUCAGAACUGUUCCGCCUGCGUUAAAUCUGGAGCAGGGAGUCGGGCCGCUGCGCUGAACGUCGCUUUGCAGCGGACCCCCAGGACGGACGAAGCGGUGUGGGCGGCGGCAGCGCUGGGCUUCCUGCUGGUUCUGCUAACGCUGUCCGUUCUUCACACCCGGCUGUACCGCCACUGGAGGACCUCGCCCAGCCUCUACUGGCACAACCCGCAUCAGGACUACGACAGCGUCGCUGACGUGAUACGCAGGAGGCUGAGGAUCGCCAAGAAGAGGCGCAAGAGAGGCCGAAGGAAGGAGUGCGUCCUCCUGCCCAGCUCCUCCAGCUCCGACGAAAACCCAUAAAGAUCAGAAACUUCUCCAUAAAAAAACAUCCCAGUGUUUUCAGGAAGUGACGACUGGACCCAACCAAUCAGCAUGUUUUUAAAAACCGUCCUGGAUUGUUCUGACGCUGUCCCUUCAGCACCUACAGUGCAGAAUGGCUGCUAAAAAUAUUUAAUAUUUACAAAUUUGGCUUUUUGAAGUUGUUUGGAUCAGAUGUUCAUAAAUCUGGUCUAAUUAUUUUUAUAUGAUAGUUUUGUUUGUUUCGUACGUAUUUUCAGCACUUACUGAUCUACUGUGACGUUUAUGAUUCAGCUGUUAGAUAUCAUCUGCUCGCCUUUUUGUCCACUUCUUAGCUUUGUUGGCAAAAUGGUUUUUACCCAAAAAUCUGCUUAUUUUCCAAACUAACCGGAUGAUGAAUAAUUUAAUUUAGAGAUCUUUGUUGAAAAGACAGAAGAAAGUGAUUUUUAGGAGCUUUUUUUUCUGUACUCUUUAGAAAUAGAUUUUUCUUUGGCCUGUAAACCCUUGAAAUGUACGUUGCUGUUGUAAGCAGCGCUUCCCACAGCGUGUUGACAUGUUUGCAGCUGGACUGAUCCGUUUCUACAUGGGAUGUGGCAUCUAUUUGAUCCAUUUCACCUGGGCGAUGUGAAGGUUCUGUUCUAUCUAGUUCUGUGGUAUUAACAGAAAUGGUUUCAUCGUAUGAAGAAUUUUUUUUGCGAUGGACCAAGACAGGGAUGCACAUACAUGUGAUUUGGAAGGAAUUGUGUUUUUAGGAAAAAAUAAAAAAUAAAAGUAUCAAAGGUG